Messenger RNA from Lactuca saligna, 2733 nucleotides. NCBI's taxonomy places the organism in Eukaryota, Viridiplantae, Streptophyta, Magnoliopsida, Asterales, Asteraceae. The record is from the annotation of a GenBank genome assembly.
AUUUAUGACACGAACACGUCACGAUAUCGUGUUUUUUAAUCUUGGCAAGAACACAACACUAAAACAAAUUAGAAUUUUAAUUUCCUCCCGAUUUCGUUUUCAUUUAGUUUAGUGAUUUUUUUUGUUGUCCUCGUCAUGACACCAUACUCAAUUGAAAAACCACAGGAACACAAAUCAAGCAUCGGAAAAACACAUGAACACACAUCCAGAAGAACAACUCCCACGUCUUCAAUUUUUUAAAUAUCUUUGAUCUUGACUGUGGUGAAAUUGGUGCUCAAACUCAAAAUCAAGCAUCAGAAACUUCAUCGGGAGAUAAAAUUGAGAAUUUAGCACUUAAAGCGAGAUUAAGAAAAGUUAAGAUCUUCAAAGAGUACCAAUCCUUAUCAAUUACGCAUGUUAGCUCUUCCUAAAUAGUCCCAAUCGCUUAGUACUCUUCUUGCUUGAAAUUGCUAAGUGCCAAAAAAAAUUACAUCUUUCCCGUAUCAAUUUCAAUUCGAAGUAAUGUUUAUGUUUUGUUCCUGUUUUGUUCAUAUGUUGUUGCUGUUUCAUAUUUUCAGAAAAAAAUACAUCUUUCCUGAGUUUGAUUAAUCUUUAUUGCUGAAAAUUGGUAAGUGUUAUGUGUUAUUUUAUUAUGCCUUCCAAGUGUUUGAUGUUAUGCCUAAAGACUAGAUCUAAACGUAUUGGGCGGCAUAACAAAUUUCCAAUGGAUUCCAAGUGUUUGAUGUUUCAUUUGAAAUGCAAUCUCUAAGAAUCCAACAUGUCCAGGUAAUCACAUAGUUGCAUUUGGAAUUGAUUUGUUGACUAUAAUUUUCACGCAAUUAUCUAUAUACUCAGUUUUGGAGGUCAGAGAACUCAAGACUUAUGAAUCCAAUGCAUAUACAUCUUCUGAGCACACCAAUGCCUAUCAAUAUUUAUGAAUCCAAUGCCUAUACAUCCUCUGUAAAAUAUCAUUUAUAAUGGAAUCUCUCUCUCAAAUUUAGGUUUCUGCAACUGCUAAAUAAUAGUUGUUUUGUUUUGUAUCUCAUAGGGAACUGGGAUACACUUUAGGUAAAGCCAAAGGCAAGAGGGGUAGAUAUAAGAGAUGAACUCCUAAAGGGUGUUUAUGAAUUAUCAUGCCCAACUUUCUUGCAUUAUGAAAUAUGAAUCGUUGGUUUACAUUCUACAUCAUAUGCCUGCAUUUAUAUAGGGUUAUAUUCUUCAGUUUUUGGAAGAAUAUAAAGUUUUCUAGUAGUGUGAAGAUCGCAUCUAAUAAAUCUGAUAAUUUCUUGUUGCAGGUAUCUCAUCAUUAAUCGAAUUACUCAAUGCACCGAAGAUACUUAUCAUCAUCAUCCAUUCUCUCUCAUUUCAAUUCUCUGAACAAACUCCAAUCAAAUCCAACCCACCAUUUAUGUCACUCAAGAACCCUAACAACAGUAGACACAACCACAACCAUAGAUCAUUCAUAUGCAGACAUACCAAAACCUCCCAAGAGCAAGUCCGAGAGAAAACCCUACCCAACACCCAUGAAAGUUCUUGUUCAAAGAGCCAAGCAAGAAAAAGAAGCAAGAAAGGCACAACCAUGUCAAUUACUAGAAGACCCCCCGGAAAAUGGCCUUCUUGUUCCAGAACUCGUUAGUGUAGCCCAUCAAGUUUAUCAAGCUAGAGAAUCGAUAUUACUCGGUUUAUCAAAGCUUGUCAAUGUCAUUCCAGUUCUUCGAUGCAGGCAUUGUUUUGAGGUUCACAUCGGUCAGGUCGGGCACGAGAUCAGGACAUGUGGCGGUCCAAAAAGCGGUCUUCGAAAUGCUACCCACGUGUGGCGAAAAGGAAGGGUACACGACGUAAUUUAUUUUCCAAAAUGUUUCCAUCUUUAUGAUCGUGUUGGGAAGCCAAGAGUUAUACAUAAUGAAAGCCGCUCCUUUAAACAACUUCCCGCCAUUGUUGAGCUCUGCAUACAAGCCGGAUUGAAUCUUGAAAACUACCCCACAAAAAGAAGAACAAGAUCCGUGUAUAGCAUCGAAGGCCGGAUUGUAGAUUUUGAGGACACCCAAGUUGAUUCUAGUUUGGAUCUUUCUUUGAACAGUGAAAUGCAACCCAAGGGCGAUUUAGGGAUUUGUGAUUUGAAUACAAGGGAAGUAAGUAGCAUGGUGUUGGAUUCAUGGUUUGAGAUGAUAUCUGGGGCGAAGAAGAUGAUGGAGAGAUAUAAAGUGCAUACGUGUGGGUAUUGUCCCGAGGUUCAGGUGGGUCCCAAGGGGCAUAAAGUUAGGAUGUGUAAGGCGUCAAAACAUCAGUCUCGAAAUGGGAUGCAUGCGUGGCAGGAAGCAACGUUUUUUGAUCUGGUGGGACCGAACUACGUGUGGCAUGUUGCUGACGUGGCGGGUGGGGUCCCACUUUGUAAUGAUUUGAAGAGGUAUUAUGGGAAGGCUCCUGCGGUUGUGGAGAUGUGCGUGCAAGCGGGGGCACGGGUCCCGGAUGAGUAUAGGAGUAUGAUGAGAUUAGAUGUUGUUCCUCCGUGUCGUGAUGAAUUGGAUCUUGUUACAUGAUGAAUUCGAUUUAAACAGGUUUUACUUUGGAGUAGGGAGUUGAUAUGUGAUGUACUAGUAGUUUUUAUGUCAGAUUAGAUUGGUAGAUUUUUAUUUUUAUUUAUUUUAUUUUAUUUUAUUUUAUUAUUAUUUUUUUUUCUGACCACUGGUCUUAUGAUAUUUAUAACCUGUGAAAACUAGACAAAAUAGAUUUGGAUCAAAAUCAGCUUACGUU